Molecule: messenger RNA, 1938 nt
Organism: Selaginella moellendorffii
Lineage: Eukaryota; Viridiplantae; Streptophyta; Lycopodiopsida; Selaginellales; Selaginellaceae
Product: high affinity nitrate transporter 2.4
Exons: 2
Coding region: 255-1865 (536 amino acids)
Biological process (GO): nitrate transmembrane transport; cellular response to nitrate
Cellular component (GO): plant-type vacuole membrane; plasma membrane
Molecular function (GO): nitrate transmembrane transporter activity
Source: RefSeq, a predicted model, not a curated record
CCCCAAAGUCAACAGUCUCGACUCCACUCCUCUGUGAAGAGGCGAGGGGGCGGAGAUACGGACUACCCCUUGUCCGCUGCCAAGCGGGCUGGAGCAGAGAGAGGGACAGGAGAUCUUUUCCAAAUCGCGGCAGCUUUAUAAGGCCUGGAUUCUCAGCAAUCUGGCAGCAGGGAAUUAGCGUCCGAGUUUCAAGUUCCAAUCAAGCGCAGAGGAAACAAGUUCUUCCAAAAGGGAGGAGCAGCAGGAGAGGAGCCAUGGCGGAGCAGAGCACGUCGGGGAUUGGCGUGGACGCAGCCGGCGAUCCGGGCGUGUCGAUGCACGGGGUGACGGGCAAGGAGCAGGCCUUCGCCUUCUCGGUGGAGGCGCCAUCGCCGAUAGCCGACCCCGCCGCCAAGAAAUUCGCGCUGCCCGUCGACUCGGAGCACAAAUCCAAGGUGUUCAACAUCUUCUCGCUGGCCAACCCACACAUGAGAACCUUUCACCUCUCGUGGAUCGCCUUCUUCACUUGCUUCACCUCCACCUUCGCGGCGCCGCCGCUCCUCCCGAUCAUCCGCGACAACCUGGGGCUCACCAAGCUGGACGUGGGCAGGGCCGGAAUCGCGUCCGUGACGGGCGCCAUCGUCUCCAGGUUCGCCAUGGGGCCAGUGUGCGAUCUCGUCGGCCCGCGCUAUGGCUGCGCCUUCGUGAUUAUGAUGACCGCCCCCGCCGUCUUCUCCAUGAGCCUCGUCUCGUCGGCCACCGGAUUCAUCCUCGCGCGCUUCUUCAUCGGCUUCGGCCUCGCCACCUUCGUGUCGUGCCAGUUUUGGAUGAGCUCCAUGUUCAACAGCAAGAUCGUGGGAUCCGCAAACGGCACCGCUGCCGGGUGGGGCAAUCUGGGCGGCGGAGCCACGCAGCUCAUCAUGCCGCUCGUCUUCAAGGCCAUCCAAUCCAUGGGGUCGGACAAGUUCAUCGCCUGGAGGAUCGCCUUCUUCGUCCCGGGCUUCUUCCACAUCUUCAUGGGCCUGAUGGUGCUCACCCUCGGCCAGGACCUCCCGGAUGGCAACUACGCGCUGCUCAAGGAGACGGGCAAGAAGAACAAGGACGCAUUCUCCAAGGUGUUUGUCAACGCGAUCAGGAACUACCGGACGUGGAUCUUCGCGCUGCUCUACGGCUACAGCUUCGGCGUGGAGCUGACGGUGGACAACAUCAUCGCCGAGUACUUCUACGAUCGCUUCGGCCUCGACCUCCACACCGCGGGCAUUGUCGCCUCCACCUUCGGCAUGGCCAACCUCUUCGCGCGGCCGCUGGGCGGGAUCCUGUCCGACGUCGUCGCCCGCCGCUUUGGAAUGCGGGGGAGGCUGUGGGCGCUGUGGCUGAUGCAAUCCAUGGGAGCAGUGCUGUGCAUCGUCCUCGGCCUGGUUGGAAGCCUAGGCCCCUCCAUCGGCGUCAUGAUCCUCUUCUCGCUCUUCCUCCAGGGCGCCUGUGGCUGCACCUUCGGCAUCAUCCCUUUCGUGUCGCACCGAUCGCUGGGCGUCAUCUCCGGCCUCACGGGCGCCGGCGGCAACGUUGGCGCGGUGCUCACGCAGCUCAUCUUCUUCACCAGCAACCAGUACUCCACGCAAAAGGGGAUCUCGCUCAUGGGCGUGAUGAGCUUGGCGUGCACGAUGCCAGUGCUCCUCGUCUACUUCCCGCAGUGGGGCGGCGCGCUCUUCCCGGCAUCCGGCGAGGUCACCGAAGAGCACUACUACACAUCCGAGUGGACCAAAGCCGAGAAGGAGCAGGGCAUGCACAAUGCGAGCGUCAAAUUCGCGGAGAAUGCUCGAUCCGAGCGCGGGCGCCGGGUCGCGUCGGCUCCCACGCCCCCUCAUCCCUCUUCCAUGGCUUGAGAACCCUAAAAAGUUUCAACUGCUUUGCUGAAUACUUUUUUUUAUACAUAGAAAUGAAAGGCACCCAUUUUUA